UUCUGACCGCGGCCCUGCCUGCCGGGUGUAAGUCCGGGUCAGGGUGUCAGUUAGGGUGUUAGUGCUAGCCCGGUCUCGAGCUCAGGUGAGCUGCUGCUAAUACCAGUCACGUGACCAGGAGGCUCGCAACAUCCGCGAGGAGGACCGGAGAGCAGCCUCCGAGAACGGAGUCGCUACGACGGAAGACGUUACAGGGGAACGUUCGAGAACGACAUCACCGCUUCGUUUCAGAGCACGUGAUGUAACGGAGCAGCCGGAGCGGGACGCGGCGCGUGCGUCGGAGGGGGGCGUUGUGGAAAGAAGCGCGUGUCCAUAGUAACAGACACCUGCAACACAACCGAGCAGCGCGCGGACACCGACCGGCUCGAGCUCGCGAAAGACAGCGACAGGUCAAGUCAGGGACGGCAGGGAAUGUGCGUCGCGAGACAAAGUGUCGAUAAUCGACACAUUUAAAGUGACGACAACAGCAGCCAUCAUGGCGGUACCGUAUCGAUACCAGCGCGUGGCCUCCUCCACUCUAUCGGCACCAGGUGACGUCAGCGCGUGAAGCGUCCAGCAGCAGUUCAACUUCCUGAGUGGAGCUGAUCUAUAAGUUACCCGCGACCCCGUGAUCACCUCGCCCCGUUUUACUUCAGUACGUAUCCGCGUGCACACGUGUGCGUAGUGUAAGCGCCGUGGGGAUGACAUCACGUACGGACUAGCGGCGGUGGUCGUGCGUGGUGUUGGCUCGGUUCGGUUCGGCUCGGCUCGGUUCCGAGUCGCACGGCCCCCCGGAGCGAUGCUGCCGGGGUCCAUCCAGAUCACCGGGGAGGCGCUGUCCGGGGCCGAGGUGCGGGACAUCUGCGACGGCCUGCGGGAGAACGGCGUCCGCCUGCUGUCGGUGCGCGGCUGUCAGCUCAGUGACCGGGACUUCGGCCGCGUGUGCCGCGGCGUGGCGGACUCGCGCUCCCUCGCGCAGCUGAACCUGAACCUGGGCGUGGUCUCGGGCCUCGUUCGGACCCGGCAGCUGGCGGACGCGCUCGAGGCCAACCGCUCUCUGCAGACCCUGUUCCUCCACGGGAGCCCCCUCCUGGAUGCGGGCCUGGUGACGCUGAACGCGGCGCUGACCAGCCACCCGUCGCUGGUCAGCCUGGACCUGGGGGACUGCCUGCUGGGGGACCAGGCCCUGGGGCUCGUCUGCGGCAUGCUGCCCCCCGACGGGGCCAAGUCAGGCCUGAGGGAGCUGACGCUGAGCGCCAACCCAGGGAUCAGCACCAAGGGCUGGGCCCGCCUGGCCGUGGCCGUGGCCCACAGCUCCCAGCUCCGCGUGCUCAACCUGGACUACAAUCCCCUGGGAGACCAGAUCGCCGGGAUGCUGGCGGUUGCCGUGGCGUCCAGCAGAACCCUGGAGGUGCUGGACCUGGAGGGAACCGGGCUGUCCAACCACGCGGCCCAGGUGUUCCUGGACAUGGUGCAGAGCUACCCCACCAGCCUGCGGGUCCUGGUCCUGGCGGAGAACGACAUUGCCCCGGAGCUGCAGCAGCAGAUCUCCGACCUGCUGUCGGAGGGGGAGGAGGAGGAGGACCCCGGGGCCCCGCCCACCCACCCCAGCCCCGCCUACUCCAGCGACAUGCUGCCCCCCAGGGAGAAGCAGCACCACCCGCACCACCAGCAGCACGCGGGCCCCUGGAUCCCCUACAGCAACCCCGCCCCCCACGUGGUCAUGCUGACAUCAGGUCUAGAUGACAGCCUAUUGUCUGAGACCGAGAUGUAAGCCCCUCCCCCCCUCAAUCAUCCCCAACUUCCUGUCGGAGCGUUAGGGAGGCGGUUCCGUCGGAGCGCAGUAUUGCAGUGUGUGUGUGUUUACGUGCGUGUGUGUGUGCGCGCUGAUCUAUGUAGCACUUGUAAAUAGACUAGAGCGGUUUCCAUGACAACCCACCGAGUGACUUCCUGUGAUGUUAGCGCCGUGUCGCCGCCCGGGUUCUGGCGGCGAAAAAACACGAAGUCCGAAUAAAUCAGUUUACAUCUUGGUACAAGA
Molecule: messenger RNA, 2017 nt
Organism: Gadus morhua (Atlantic cod)
Lineage: Eukaryota; Metazoa; Chordata; Actinopteri; Gadiformes; Gadidae
Gene: lrrc73
Product: leucine rich repeat containing 73
Exons: 6
Coding region: 779-1753 (324 amino acids)
Molecular function (GO): protein binding
Source: RefSeq, a predicted model, not a curated record